This is a messenger RNA of Symbiodinium sp. CCMP2456, 3198 nucleotides long. The record is from the annotation of a GenBank genome assembly. NCBI's taxonomy places the organism in Eukaryota, Dinophyceae, Suessiales, Symbiodiniaceae.
AUGUCGUUACCUUGGCCGGAUGCCGGCUUUGUUGUGACGCGUAUUUCCGACUUGACUGAAAGGGCCGUCACGGUGAAGCAAUUGAGGCAGCUGUCGCUUUUCCUGCAGCGGCUGUGCAAGGCCCUGCUGUUGAAGCACAGUUCUCAGCACUCCAAAGAGAAUGGGUGCUAUGACGAAUACAUCACAUGGUUCGACAUCAACAUGUACGAUAUCACAUCCGAGGUCAUCAAGAAGGUGAUCCCCUAUGUGAACCCCAAAAUACAAGGAGCUCGCCAUGCUCAGAUGGCACAGGAAUGGUGCAGUUGGAGUGAGUUCGUAGCUCAUAAGCCCCAACCAGCACGGCUUAUGAUCAGCCAUUGGUGGGGAGGAAGAUUCCGAGACUUCAUGCGUGUCAUCCAGGAGCUCUGCGUGGACGAAGCCCUUCCUGGCAGUACCCCACUCUGGGUUUGCACUUUCGCCAACAACCAGUGGGGUGAGGAUUUCGGCGAUAGGCUGGCUACCUGCCCAUUCUAUCAAACAGUCGCCGCUGCAGACCUAACAGUCCUGAUUGUGGAUCGUUCAGCUGGAUCACUUGGCAGAGUGUGGUGUGGCCUCGAGCUCUAUUUGACCAUCCAGUCCCAAAAGCGUCUGUUGAUCUACACCCCAUCAGGAUUGGUGGGGCACUCCUCUGGGCGAGCCUCUUCCGGACCCCUGAUCGAAGCGAUCAAGGCUUGGGACAUUCGCCAAACCAACGCUUCCGAGGAUGCAUACCGACGUCAGAUCCUUAACUACAUCGCCGGCAUCGACGAAUUUCAAGGCCUGCAGGUGGCGGCGGAUGGUCGCUUGCUGCGCGAUCAUGGCCGACCUCUGCUGAAAGACCAAGACCAUGAUACACGCAGCCGUGAAGGAGAAUACACGCACGAAGCUAGCUUGUUCAAAGACCACUCCAAGGUCUUCGAGGAGUUGAAUAUGAUGGUGCGUGUCGAAGUCUAUGCGACUGUUGGACGAAGCCAUCUUCUACACGGCUGUCACGUGCCGAGGAAGGAGCACAGAGGUGUUUUGCUGGGGCAAUGGCGUGCCUUCACACGUCAGGCCGAGGCUGCCUGGUGUGAGCGGCGCUGGUGUUCAGAUGCCGAGACUCCUCCGCCAGCGAGCUUUCAAGAUGCUGACGUGCAUGUCAUCUAUAACUUCUUCAUCAAGCCCCGCAUCGGCGCCUCGAGGCGUUCCUACAUGGAAAUCAUUUCAGCUGGUCCGCAGCUGCCGAAAUACUACAUCAGUUUAUCACUGAGCACUCGAAUCAGCGAUGCUGCAGCCGCGAUCGACUGGUGGGCAGAGGCUCUUCAUUUGCCGGACUCGGCGGUGCUUUUCGUGGACUUCCUGUCUUCCAGACCCGAAGGCUCCCAGGAAGCCGGAGAGCACAGAGACAUCGAGGCAUCUGCGGAGCACAUCAAGGGUGUCGCCUUCCCGGCUGCAGACGAGCUCUUGGAGUGCCAGGCAAUGCUGGGAGUUCUUGAUCACGAUGCUCCGGAGAUGGCAAGCGCAUGGCGGUUUCUGGAGUUCGAGUUUGCAUCGCGGAAUGGUUUGGACAUCUACUUGGCCUGCGCGACAGGGGCGCUGGCAUGCAGCUGCCCAUUCGCGGAUGGCAGCUGGGUUUUCGGCAGGUUCGACGCAGACAUUGGGCGCAGCAUGCAAUAUGUUUCCAGCCGGAACUGCAGAGCUGAAGCGCGUGAGCUCCAAGCCAUCAAGGACUACUUCGAGUCACGAGGUCAUGGGCAGGCCAUCUACGAUCAGAUCGAUCGACGCUUCCAGCGGUGGGGAGCAGGGCCAGUGCUCCGCGAAGCUGCAGAGUGUGAUGACGAUGAGGAGGUCAAAGCUAUUUGCAUGAAUCCUUCCCUCGUUAUCAACGGUUCCAGCUUGCAGGGUGCCCACAGCGAAACAGCGUUGCACAUUGCAGCUGCAGCAGGGUCCAUGGAAGCUAUGAGAGCACUCCUGAGACUGCAUGCAGACCCCAACGCACAAGACCAGUUGGGCGAGACCCCCUUGCACUACGCAGCCCUUGCUGGCCAAAGUGCCGCCGCAUCCCUGCUCCUCGAAGCCAAGGCCAACAUUCUUUGCGAAAAUUCUCUUGCCCAGGAUCCCUUGUUCGUGGCCCAACAGCACACGAUUGCACGAGUCUUAAAUCCAGGUGGCGAAGAUGCAACCGUCUUCGCGCUGGCGCAGCUCUUGCAGUGGAACGGCGGUAGCCGACCUGCGAGUGCUGUUGGCUACAUCUACCGGGAGGAAGGCGGAAGCCUCUAUCGCUGGGUCGUGCAGUCGCAUGGAGGCGUGCAGAAUUUCGUGAACGCUCAUGCGGAUGCGCGGUUGUCACUGUUUGCCGGGCGCAGGGAGGCCAAGCACGCUCACAAGGAGAUCCAGUUUCCCGCGGCAAGAUCGGUCGCUGUGAACAUCAAGACUGCAGAGGGUGUGAAGGUUGUCCAGAAGCUUGCUUCAACGGUGGACGUGUUCCUGGAGCCUUUCCGGCCAGGGGUGGUGGAGAAGCUCGGUUUGGGCCCCGAGGUGCUCUGCAGUGAGAAUCCGGGUCUGAUUUAUGGUCGCAUGACAGGAUAUGGCCAGGGUGGAACAGAGUUCAGCUCGAUGGCAGGACAUGACAACAACUAUCUCGCUUUGGCAGGCACUUUGGACUUCUUCAGGCGCGGGGAUGAAAAGCCUUUUCCUCCCGCAAACUUUGCGGGCGACUAUGCAGGAGGAGCCAUGAUGCUGGCGCUGGGGGUUCUCCUGGCCCUGGUCGAACGCAGCCGGAGCGGGCGCGGCCAGGUCAUCGAUGCGGCCAUGGUCGAUGGCGCCAACUACACGGCACUCCCACUUUUCAAGUGGAUGCAAUCUGGCCUGGUUCCAGUAGGAAGUGACGGCCAUGUAGUGGCCUCAGACUUUAUCUUAUGUCAGGCGCCGCACUGGUCCGACAUAUAUCUCUGUAAGGAAGACCCCGAGAAGAAAGGAACACAUCAAUACAUCUCAGUACAGGCGAUCGAACCCCAGUUCUACAAGGUGCUCUUGAACGGACUUGAGCUUGCGGCAGAAGAGCUGCCAGCACAGUAUGAUCGCAAGGCUUGGCCUCUUAUGAAGUCCCGCUUUGCGUCGAUCUUCCUCACGAAGACUCGCGACGAAUGGGACGCGAGCUCGGGUGAAUCUUCAUGGGCCGAAAUAAAACUCCACCCUUAG